Messenger RNA from Dermatophagoides farinae (American house dust mite), 1031 nucleotides. It is a transcript of the gene Ercc1, whose product is annotated as DNA excision repair protein Ercc1. The record is from RefSeq and is a predicted model, not a curated record. Gene Ontology annotation, cellular component: ERCC4-ERCC1 complex; nucleotide-excision repair factor 1 complex; nucleus. NCBI's taxonomy places the organism in Eukaryota, Metazoa, Arthropoda, Arachnida, Sarcoptiformes, Pyroglyphidae. Gene Ontology annotation, biological process: UV-damage excision repair; mitotic recombination. Gene Ontology annotation, molecular function: single-stranded DNA binding; damaged DNA binding.
UUUGUUUCUUUUUAGUUUUAGUAUCCUCUACUCAAUUUUAAACUUUAUUGUAGAAUCAUCAUCAGCACAAUUAAUUUGUGAUCAUGGAUCAAUGUAAUAAAGAUGACAAGCCAACAUCAUCAAAAUAUUUUAAACCUGGAUACAUUUUCAAACGAGACCCGAAAAAAACUGAAAAAAUUGAUUCAUUCGAAUUCGAUGACGACAUUGAUGAUGAGAAUUGUGAUGAAAUAUUAAGCCAAGUGGUGAUAAAGCCAAAGAUCCCGAAGAGGGCCGAAGAACGGAUGGAACAAAUUCAAUCACAACAGAUUGAUUUUACUGCUAUAAAAAAUAAGCCAUCCGUUAGUAUACCAACAACGUUUAAGGGGACCAACACCAUUCUCGUAAAUUCUAAUCAACGAGAGAAUAAAUUGUUAAAGGAGUUAUGUUAUGUUCGUCCAGUUUUUACGGAUUCAAUAUCACCGGCACAUUUUUUACUCAACGACAAUUGUUGCGCUCUGUUUCUCAGUCUCGUUUACCAUAUUGCCAAUCCAAAUUACAUUUAUGAUCGUGUGAAAGAACUUCGAAACACAUAUCAAUUAUCUUUGCUGAUUUUGCACAUUGAUCAUCCAAUAUAUGAGAAUCCACUCAAAGAGCUGACUAUAAUGGCGAUUAGAGCAAAUUUUACUUUAUUGGUCGCAUGGUCACCUGAAGAAGCAGCUAAACAUAUUGAAAAUUAUCGUGUAAAUGCUGACAAAUCACCUAAUAUAAUUAUGGGACGAGCGUUUGAUGAUGAAGAAGUCGGGAGAUCAUCAUCAUCAUCAUCAACGAUGAAAAAGAAAUUGAAUGCGAAUCAAAGUAAUGGCGUAAUUGAUGCAUUAACCAGUGUUAAACACAUUAAUCGAACUAAUGCAAUCACAUUGUUAUCGACAUUCGAUACGGUGGAGAAUCUAACGGAAGCGAAAAUUGAUGAGCUAACAAUUUGCCCUGGCAUUUCGAUCGCUAAAGCCAAACAAUUAUAUUCAAUUUUUAAUCGACCUUUUAUUAAGCAAUGA